This is a messenger RNA of Etheostoma spectabile (orangethroat darter), 2304 nucleotides long. RefSeq names its product nudix hydrolase 21 (gene nudt21). Gene Ontology annotation, molecular function: mRNA binding. The record is from RefSeq and is a predicted model, not a curated record. Gene Ontology annotation, cellular component: mRNA cleavage factor complex. Gene Ontology annotation, biological process: mRNA 3'-end processing. Lineage: Eukaryota; Metazoa; Chordata; Actinopteri; Perciformes; Percidae. The coding region runs from base 185 to 847 and encodes 220 amino acids. The transcript is spliced from 6 exons.
AAACCGCACUUCAUCACCAGGAAGAGGAGGGCCGAGGGAAACGACGGUAGAGAAAUUGUUGUGGAUUGUCCACACAAGUGUUGAGAGUUUCUUUUGAUAUUCAGAUAGUGCAGCGAGUUGCGAACCAACAAUCACCCGAGGUGCAUUUAUAGGAGGAUUUAGCCUUGUCGUGCACACGUUAGAGAUGUCGGUCGUGCCUCCCAAUCGCUCGUCCACCGGCUGGCCGCGCGGUGGUGCCGUUCAGUUUGGGAACAAAUACAUGAGCGGGCCUGCUAAACCGCUCACACUGGAGAGGACCAUCAACCUAUACCCUCUAACCAAUUACACAUUCGGCACCAAGGAGCCUCUGUAUGAGAAGGACAGCUCCGUGGCUGCCCGGUUCCAGCGGAUGCGGGAAGAGUUUGAUAAAAUGGGAAUGCGAAGGACAGUGGAGGGGGUUCUAAUUGUCCAUGAACACAGGCUGCCUCAUGUGCUACUGCUGCAACUGGGCACCACUUUCUUCAAACUGCCCGGGGGAGAGUUGAGUCCUGGAGAAGAUGAGGUGGAGGGUCUGAAACGUCUAAUGACUGAGAUCCUCGGAAGGCAAGACGGCGUGAAACAGGACUGGGUGAUUGACGACUGUAUCGGUAACUGGUGGCGCCCCAACUUUGAGCCUCCACAGUAUCCGUAUAUUCCAGCUCACAUCACCAAACCCAAGGAGCAUAAGAAGCUAUUCUUGGUUCAGUUGCAGGAAAAAGCGCUGUUUGCUGUCCCCAAGAACUAUAAACUGGUGGCAGCCCAUUGUUUGAACUGUAUGACAACGCUCCUGGAUAUGGACCAAUCAUUUCCAGUCUACCACAGCUAUUGAGCAGGUAUUGUUUAUGUCAUUGUGUAAGCAGCGGAAAUUGAACUGAAACACCUGUUUUUUUUUUCUUUCUGUUGACUGUCACUGGCUAAAUUAAAAAUUGAAGGGCUGGAAUCAAAUAUCAUUACAUGUAUUGUCUGUAAUAAGGAUCUGUUAUGUUCAAUUGCUGACAAAACCUGUAUCUGUAACUUUUCUAACUGUAACAUAAUAAACAUUUUAUCAACACCUGUUAACACAGUGAAACCACAAUGAAUAUAGAGACGAUUCAAGAGCGUUUUCAGAUAGUAUCCAUCCUUCUGAAGUGUCUGAGAACAACACUGAAGACUGCACCACAGCUUAUUUAUACUAGCCAAGAGGCAAAAUGAGACGUAUACCUGUACACAAAGUAUUUGCAGAUAAAGAUUGUACUUAAAAUGAACAAGCAUGCAAAGCAGUGUGCAGGAGUUUGUCACUUUAAUUCAAGCUGAUCAGCCCUCUGAUGCAACAGUCACACAUUCAGGUGUGCAGGGAUUUUGUUGUUGUUGUAUUUGACUUCAAAUUUGCUCAAAUGGUUUAUUACAAAGAGAUAAAUCAAUAUCGCCAUUGAUGGUGCUCAAGUAACUCCUCAGAGCAGGAAAUGACACCAGCAAGACUCCUGCAUGAACUCUAAAACUGAAAGGUGCCCUGUGGAGUUUUCCUGUAUGUUUACCUUAAGUGGUACUCACAAAAACUCAUUGUGUAUCCUUGAGAUCAAACAAAUGUGAUGAAUGCAUAUCCUUCGUCAUAAAACGUUUGCAAAGCAAGGUCAUUUUAAAAUCUGGUAUUGUUUACUUGCAAGCAGUUGUCUUCUUGUCUGCUUUUGAUGGCACAUAGUUAUGGCCCACUCAAAAACAUAACCGCUUAAAAACUCCAGAGGUUUCCUUUUAAUAGAAAAAAAUUAAAACUAUUUUUUUUAAAAGACACAAAACAACUGCAGUGCCCUUAUUGUGAAAAUCAUCACUUAAAAUUAUAAUAACAAUAUAAUAAUUAUCUUUUUAUAGGUUCAACUUCAUUUACAACUAACUUGAGUGAACAGAAGUACGUCUCGCUGUCUCUGUGAGUGCAGUCCUGUGUGAGUGAAGAUGAGAGACAAUGUGGAGAAAAAAAAUACUUUUCAUCUUUUAGCUCAACUUUCACAAAGGAAAAGCUUGUCAUGUCAGGUAUAUUGACAGUUCACAGGGGUGUUUAUAUUGUUAGAAGAAGAAAAUUAAAAUGUCAUGCGUCUUUUUUUUUUUCUUAUCUUGAGAAACUGCUAGUUUGUGUAGUACUCAAGUCCUGUCUAUUCCAGUGUGUUUAGAAUCUGCUUUUAUGUCCUCUGAGGAGGCUAAUGUUGGAUUAAACAAACUACAUCAUUGAGUUUUCCUGUUUUAACCUGUAACAAUGCUGUGCUCAUUUUUUCUUUUUAAUAAAACAGUCUUUUGAGUAUGUUUUUAUACAAUUUG